This is a messenger RNA of Aegilops tauschii subsp. strangulata, 987 nucleotides long. RefSeq lists its product as uncharacterized. The record is from RefSeq and is a predicted model, not a curated record. NCBI's taxonomy places the organism in Eukaryota, Viridiplantae, Streptophyta, Magnoliopsida, Poales, Poaceae.
AGACUUCUCUCCCCAACCCCUGAGCUGCGAGAGAGAGGAAAGGGCGAAAGGCGGUGUGUGUUCUGUUCAUUCCCUUCGUUCGGAGGCGGAGCCGAGGAGACGGCCGGCGGCGACCACGAUGGGCGGCGGCGAGGGCAAGUCGAGGAAGCGCCGCUCUUCCCCCUCCUCAGGGGAGGAAGAUGAGAGGGAGCGGAAGAAGAGGCGGGACAAGAAGGAGAGCAGGAGGAGCGGCCGCGACGGCAGGGGCAGCGACGAGGAGGAGGAGAGGCGGAGGAGGAAGAAGAAGCACGGCGACAGGGGCAAAGACAAAGAGAGGGAUUCGAAGGAGAGGCGUUCCAAGGAGAAGGAGAAGAGCAAGCGAAAAGACAAGGAUGCUCCAUCGCUAAAACAGGACAUCAAAGAAAUAUCCAAGGACGACUACUUUGCAAAGAACAAUGAGUUUGCAACCUGGUUGAAGGAAGAGAAGGGCAAAUAUUUCUCCGACCUUUCUUCAGAGUCUGCCCGUGAUAUCUUCCUCAAGUUCGUGAAACAAUGGAACAAGGGGAAGCUGCCAUCGCAAUACUACGUGGGCAUCACCACUGGGCCCCGAUCAGCACACAACUGGAACAUCAAGAAGGCAUGAGAAGGCUUGUCUCCCUUGUGGCCUGCAGUUCGGGUGCCUUGCGUUGUGGGGUUUCUUGACGAAACUGCUAUACCAAAUGCUUGUGCCACUUGUUCCAUCUUUUAGGUUUCUGAUCUAAACCUGGAUGAACAAUAGUUCAGUAUCGCUGUGUUUAGCAUUGAUGUUAGUCCUGUUGCCAACGUUCAGUGAAAAGAUUCUAGCAAACUUGUUGCUGUAUGGAAAAGAGCUGGUAUUCAGGUGAUUAGCCCCACCACCACAUGUCCAUGUUCUUCUGCCUUUUUUGAUGGGUCUUCUGUAUAACUUCGAUAUUCUUGCUGUAAACUGAAGAUUUUCACUGUUAUGAAUUAGUCUGCCGUAUUUUGGAA